This is a messenger RNA of Pocillopora verrucosa, 2175 nucleotides long. The record is from RefSeq and is a predicted model, not a curated record. NCBI's taxonomy places the organism in Eukaryota, Metazoa, Cnidaria, Anthozoa, Scleractinia, Pocilloporidae.
UCAAAGUGAUUUCAUGGUCAAGAAAGAGUUGCAGCCAUGUCAAGUGAAGAGGAAGCUACUGCAGCCAAUGUGCUAUCGCAGAUGUCACAGAUUCAGCAGAUAAGUUGUGAAACAAUUGAAGCCACAGUUAUUAAUGUUGGGCAUCACUGUGAUGUGGAGACAACAGCCUCGCAAGUUAUGGAGAUUGUACAAGCUGAAGUUCCAGAUGAGGAGGCUAACGAGGUACUGCGUCGGGUUCAUUCAGCUGUGCAGAAUAUGCAGCAGUCAUCUGGCGUCAUGGACACCAAUGAGCAAGUACAUGCUCAGCUGGAUAGUGGAGAGGUGGCUAUUUUGUCUGGGUCAGGAGAUUCCACAGCAGCUGUUGGAACCAGGAUUGUUUCAAAUGGAGGUAGGGUUUAUCCUUGUGAGUACUGUGGUAAGGAAUUCAACAAGUCAUACAAUUUGAAGACACACAUUCGUGUUCACACUGGGGAAAGACCCUAUACCUGUGAGCAGUGUGGCCACGGCUUUGCUAACCUAGGAGAUCUGAAAAGACAUGCGCGCACACACACAGGGGAGAAACCAUUCAAAUGUAACUUUUGCGGGAAAGUGUUCUCAGACUUUGGAAGUCACAAGCGGCAUCUCCGCCUUCACACAGGCUUUAAACCCUUUCGGUGCGAGGACUGUGGAAGAGAAUUCACUCGGUUGGACAGUUACAAGAACCACAUUCGUUUACACACAGGUGUCCGUCCAUAUAAAUGCGACACUUGUGAGAAGGAAUUCAACUAUCUGACGACUUACAAACGACACUUGAACAUCCACAAAGGAGAAAAACCUUUUGCCUGUGAGCACUGCGAUAAGAAGUUCACUCGGCUCAAUUAUUUAAAAAAUCAUCUCAACACUCAUGCUAAACAUGCGAGUCAGGAAAGCCAGACAGACUUUAAAUAUGACGACAGCUCUUCUCGGCAAAAUAUGGACGUGGAUAAUCAGGAAGACUUGGGUACUAUGGAGGCAGAUUCCGCUGCCCAAAGUAUUCAGAACGAAGGCAAAAGUCUGGUUGAAAAUGAGGCAGGGAAAGCUGAUACUGAAGGAGAACUUCAAACCGAGGCAGUCAAAGAGCAAGAGAGCGAAGUCACAGAUACAACAAAGGCACAAGAAUCCAAAGUCCCGGAUACUUCUCUCUUACAACAAGUUACCCAGGUCCUUGGCGAGAUCGUCCCUCACAACUUGAGUGCAGAAGUGACCGAAGGCGCCGGGGGACCACAGAUUGUUGUUCAAGGCGCAGACCAGGCGGGAAGCGAGUUUAAGAUCACUCUGGCCCAGCAGUUGCUUUUAGCGCAGCAUUUACUGAAUCAGGUACAAACACAGCGGCUUGGACGCGGCGGAGCGAGCGGAAGUGAAGGCGAACAAGACGCCGAACAACCUCAGAUUACAACAGUCACUAUUCCAGAAAUCAGCGCUGAACUUGCAGAACAGAUCGUCAACCAGGCUGCAGUUCAACAGGCAACUGACUUGAUGCAGAAUCCCUCCGGUUUAAUACAUGUCCCCAGCGAUGCUAACACUUCCCAGGGAACUGGGCAAACGGAAAUGGUUGUAGGAACUGAAGUUAUGAUCCAAGAACAGGCUGAAGGACAACAUAACGAGAUGGUCACGGAGCAUGUGUUGCAAGAGAGUACCGCUGUCCCAGUGACAUCAGAGGAUGGUGUACCUCUAGUCGACAGUAACGCCGUCUACGUCGCUAUCGAUCCCAACCAACCAGAUGUUCAACAACUGCUGGGACAAAUUCAGGCCAUAACUGCUUCACAAGCACAACAAGGUGAAGGAGAAGAACCACGGCAAGAGAGUGAAUGAUUUGCUUUUAAUGUUAUCACCCACAGCUGCAGGUGAGCACUGGGUCGAGUCAUGCUAAGCUUGGUGCCCAGAGGUACACUUGGUCUCAUACUGGUGAAGGGACAUUAUGCCUAGUCGACAACAAAUUUCUUCGGCAUUUUCAACGAAAUCGUGUGGAUAUCAAGGCUUCGACUUAAACGCAAUGUGGAGAUAAUUUCAUUAGUGAGCUAUGACCAGUUUUUUACUGAGUUGUAUUCGGUUGACGAUGAGUCGAAGUCGGGUCUUCUAACCUCUGACAUCAUUAGCUAGGUAGAGAAAUUUCAGUGGAGGGUUGUAGCGCUGUUCCAAGGUCAGCGGUCGAUAACA